CGACCUCUCAACCGUGUCGAGAAUAUUCGCGUCGAAAAUAUUUAUCCCAACAAAAGAAAUUGAGAUAAUCAAGACCCCCACAAGAAACAAAAAGGCAACAUGCCAUCCUACCCCCUCCUCGACAGCCACAUCCACCUCUGGCCCGCAACCGCCCUCUCCCCAACAGACCACACAUGGAUGAAACCAAACCACCUCCUCACGCGACGCCACGGCAUCUCAGAAUACCGCGCCAGCACAUCCUCGUCGCCCUUCCAACCCACAGGCUUCGUCUACGUAGAAACAGACCGCCAUCUACCCUCGCUGCACCCUCCCUCGCAUUCCGACGAAGACUUGAAGAAAUGGGCGCGCGCGCCACUGGAAGAGCUCGAUUUCCUGCGCCGCGUCGUAGAAGGACGAAAAGAACAUGUCGACGCGGAUGGCUUCGAUCCCUCGCUUGACCCGUCAUUGGUCAAAGGAGUGGUGAUUUGGGCGCCGUUUUUGUUGGAGAGUAGUGUUUUUGAUAGGUAUUUGGGGAUUGCGAGGGAGAGGUUAGGAGAUAUGGCGUGGGGGAAGGUUGUAGGGUUUCGGUAUCUGCUGCAAGGGCGCGGGGUUGACGGUGUGAAGAGCGCAGCGGGGAAUGCGGAGUUUGUGAGGAACGUGGUCAAGCUUGCGGCGAUGGAUGGGGGAAAAGGCAAGGUUUUCGAUGUUGGGGCUGAUGCGCAUAGGGAUGGGGUUGAGGCUGUUGAGGCGGUUGGCGAGUUGGUUGCGAAUGUUCGAAAGGCGGAGGGUGGGGAGAAGGUGAGGUUCGUUAUGAAUCACUUCUGUAAACCCGACCUUUCCACCCCAUCUUCAAGCUACUCGUCUUUCUCCCGCUACAAAUCCGCUAUAGAAAGCUACGCGCACGAUCCCAACAUCUACAUGAAAGUCUCCGGCGCCCUCAACGAAUUCGAGCCUACGCCCACCCCCGCAGACCCCAUCGAUAUCAUCUCAACUCUAGGCCCCUAUCUCGAUCUCGUUUACUCUGUUUUUGGCGCAAAGCGACUCAUGUUCGGAAGCGACUGGCCCGUACUCAAUGUCGGUGGACCAAAAGGCGAGAAAGAAGGCGAGGAGAGCAAUUGGAGCGUGUGGCGGAGCGUUGUUGCGAAGUGGAUGUCAGAAAAGGACCUGAGCGAUGAGGAAUGCGCAUAUAUCUGGUCAAGAUCAGGGGUUACUGCGUACGGGAUUGAGGAUUUUACAGCGAGGGGGAGUGGCGGUGGUGAAAUGUCUAUUGGAUCCUCAUUCCUUCACUCCCCACCAACUUGUCCCGUUUUGCUGAGCGUCGCACCACAACCGCCUCUCACGAUGAACCCCUCACCCCUCCUCACCGGCAAGACGAUGGCCAUUACCGGCGGCGUGACUGGCAUCGGACGCGCCAUCGUGCUGGGCUAUCUUUCCCACGGCGCCCGCGUGGCUGUCAACCAUCUCGGUGAUCCUACGUCGGCGGGGCAAUACAAGUCGCUGAUUGAAGAAGCGGCGGCAAUCUUCGACGGCAGUGUGGAGAAUAAGGGAAAAGGGCGGGAGACGGCAGAAGACAGACUUGCAGAGGUCCCUGGAGAUGUAGGGAAUCCAGAGACGGGGAAGAAGCUCAUCGAUGAGGUUGUGAAGCGAUGGGGGAGACUGGAUGUGUUUGUGACUAAUGCGGGCGUGUGCGAGUUUAAGGAGUUUCUAGACAUCUCUCCAGAUCUUUGGUCAAAUACCCUCACCACGAACCUCACCGGCGCCUUCAACACCGUCCAAGCAGCUGCUUCCGUCCUCUCGACGCAAUCGCCACCCGGCGGCUCCAUCAUCGGAAUAUCGAGUAUCAGCGCGCUCGUCGGCGGUGCACAACAAGCACACUACACCCCCACGAAAGCCGGCAUCACAUCGCUCAUGCAAUCUUGUGCGUGCGCGCUUGGGAAGUACAACAUCAGAUGUAAUGCGCUGCUCCCAGGGACGAUAAAGACACAAUUGAACGAAAAGGAUCUUGAGGACGACACGAAGAGAAAGUAUAUGGAGGGCAGGAUCCCGCUCGGAAGAACUGGCGUGCCGGCAGAUCUAGCGGGGCCAGCGAUAUUCUUGGGCAGCGAUUUGAGUGCGUAUGUAACGGGUGCGCAAUUGUUGGUGGAUGGUGGCCUGUUCGUAAAUCUGCAAUAG
This is a messenger RNA of Periconia digitata, 2151 nucleotides long. Lineage: Eukaryota; Fungi; Ascomycota; Dothideomycetes; Pleosporales; Periconiaceae. The record is from the annotation of a GenBank genome assembly.